AUGGAGGAAAAAGUGCAAGCUGUUCUGAAGCUGUUACAGGAAGAGGGAGACUCGUUCGGAAAGAGAGCAGAAAUGUACUACAAAAGGAGACCGGAGCUGAUCAACUUUGUGGAAGAAUGUUUUCGUGCCUAUCGAUCUUUGGCUGAUCGGUACGAUCACUUAUCAAGAGAUUUGCAAAAUGCCAACAACACCAUAGCUGCUAACUGUCCGGAUAAAGUCACAUACAUUGAUGAAGAUGAAGAUGAUGGUGGAUCACCAAGACCCAAUAAGAAGACCCCACCCGAAGGCUUCAUGCAGGGGAAUAUUCCAAUGCCUCCAACAAAAGAGUUGAAGAAUCUCUUAAAGACGGCAACAAAGAAGCUCAAUCCUACUAAGAAGCCAGCCACAAAAGUUAAAUUCACUCUUCCUCCUAAGAAAUCUGGUUUGACCAAAGACGAGUUAAUUGAGCAGGUUGACAAGCUCCAGAAACAGAUUCUGGCAUUACAAACUGUUAAAGAGUUUCUGAAAAGCUCUUAUGAUAAUUCCGUUGCUAGGUACAAGGACACUGACGAGCAGAUCAAGAAGCUUCAGGAGAAAGUUUCUCAGUUUCAAGAUGAGCUUGGCGGCCAAGGUGUUGCUAUUGAGGACGAGGAAGCUCGCCGUUUGAUGGCAGAAGCUGCUCUUAAAUCCUGCCAAGAGACAUUGGCUCACUUGCAACAGAAACAGGCAGAAUCUCAAGAUGAAACCAGGGUUGAGUCCAAAAGGGUCAAGGAAACCCGGGGGAAGUUGAUGUCUCUGGUGAAUGAGUUACAUGACAAUCCAGAGGAUGCAAAAGAUGAUGCAGAAACAAAGGAGUUGGAAGAAGACGCUGAUAAAAUAAGUCAGCAUCAACAGGAGGUGCAGUUACUACAGGAGAAGAUUAAAGAACACUUUGAGGCUGGCUCUCAUACAACUCUCACUGUGACAGAAAUGGCAGAGAAGAUUGAUGAGCUGGUCAACAAAGUGGUCAGCUUAGAAUCCGCUGUUUCCUCACAGUCAGCUCUUGUAGCGAGAUGGAAAGCACAAACUGAUGAACUUAAUGCUCUUAUUAAAGUUCUUGAAUGUGAUAAGGAAACUAUGAUGAAUGACAAGAUUAAGUUGAAUGAUCAACUGAGAGAAAUGGAAGAAAAGCUGCAUGGAGUACAGAAUCUAAACAGAGUUGUUGAAGACCAGAAUAGCAACCUUGAAACUCAUUUCACGGAAGCACAAUGUAACCUUGACACUCUGUCGGAGAAAGUACAGAAUGUGAAGUCUGAUGAGGAGGAGGAGGAGGUUGAGGCUAAGAAUAUGUCAGCACAAGAAGAGGCAACCCCGGCAGAGAGGGAAUCUCCAUUAGACUCGAAGACUGCUUCGACACAAGCACUAGGAGAUAGCCCAGAUUGGCAGCAGUUGUUCACAAGGGGAUUGGAAGGCAGAGAAAAAGUUUUGCUGACGGAGUAUACCAAUGCUCUUAGGAAUUACAAAGAGGUGAAGAACCAGCUUGCUGAGUUAGAGAAGAAAACUCAAGAUGCUCUCUUUGAUUCAUCUUUGCAGCUUAAAGAACUGAGGGGUGCAAAUGCCAUGAAAGAUGAAGAGAUUAGACUCCUGCGUCAGAAACUAAGUCUCCUGCAGAAAAGCCUAAAGGGAAGCGAGGCUAUGAAAGAUUUACCUCCAGAGCAGACAGCAGAGAUUCAAGCCAUUGAGGAGAUUUUACAAAGAGAACCCACCCUUUCAAGGGGUUAUCCCAUUGAGGAAAUGUUAAAUAUGGAAGAGCCUGAGCCUAUAUCAGCCAUUGAAGAGAAGUUCCGAAUGAGCAUUGAUGAACUUCUGGAGGAGAAUUUAGAUUUCUGGAUGAGAUUCACUGCUACUAUCACUGAGAUACAGAGAUAUCAAACCCAGGUCAAAGACUUGCUGAUUGAGGAAAGAAAACUUGAGGAAAAAUGGAAAUCUUCAGAGGGAAGUAGCAGCACAAGAUACUCUUUGAGAUCAGAUGUACGGCCACUUUACAAACACCUUGCAGCCAUCCGAAUCGAAAUGCAAGCGUGGAUGGAAAGCAUUGUAGGGCUGAAAGAAGAACUUGAUCAGAGAUUCAGGUCCUUGUGUGAUAUGCAGGAAGAAAUACUAACAGCCUUGAAAUCCAGUGCUGAAGAUGAUGAAAUCACGUUCACAAGCUAUCAAGCAGCCAAGUUUCAAGGCGAAUUAUUAAACAUGAAACAAGGGAAUAACAAGAUUUCUGAUGGACUCCAAACAGGUCUUGAUAUCAUAACAACUCUCCAGAUUGAUGUUGAGAAGGUUCUUCUAAAGAUGGUUGAGAAAUUUGGGCUAUCAACUCACAAUAAAAACCAGCCAAUUAAAUCUUCCGAGUCUCAUAACCGGAUUCCUCUCAAGUCAUUUAUCUUUGGCGUCAAACCAAAGAAACAAAAUAAAAACAUCUUCUCAAAAAUGACCCCUGGAAUGCAUAAAAAACACCGUGGUUCAAAAGAUAAGUAG
Messenger RNA from Arachis duranensis, 2487 nucleotides. Its product is annotated as protein NETWORKED 2D-like. Gene Ontology annotation, molecular function: actin binding. The record is from RefSeq and is a predicted model, not a curated record. The transcript has a single exon. The coding region runs from base 1 to 2487 and encodes 828 amino acids. Lineage: Eukaryota; Viridiplantae; Streptophyta; Magnoliopsida; Fabales; Fabaceae.